Arabidopsis arenosa is the source of this 1328-nucleotide messenger RNA. NCBI's taxonomy places the organism in Eukaryota, Viridiplantae, Streptophyta, Magnoliopsida, Brassicales, Brassicaceae. The record is from the annotation of a GenBank genome assembly.
CGAUGUGGGUCAGUGUUGAUUUCUCUCUUCUUGGCUUAUGAGUUUCAAAUUCGAAAUCUGAAACUAAAAGCUUUUUUGAAACAAAUGUUACUGACACCUAAAAUGUUUAGUUCUUGGCUUCGAAAAGAUGUGAAGAAGAUUCUCAAACGCAAAGACAGUGAUGCUGGUGAACGAGGAAAAGCACUUGAGGACUUGAGAGCAUCGUUAUUCAACAGAUUCCGUUCACCGGAAACUCCAAAAAGACAGCAACAACAACAACAUCGUAUCUGUGGCCCUACUGUUGCUCUUACUUUCAAUUUCAUUGUUGCUAUUAGCAUUAUCUUCGUCAACAAAUGGGUGCUUAAAAAUAUAGGCUUUGAGUUUCCAGUGUUCCUCACAUUCAUUCACUACAUUGUAGCUUAUCUACUAAUGGCUCUUCUCAAAUCCUUUUCGCUCCUUCCGGCUUCACCGCCUUCCACCAAAUCAUCGUCUCUUCCGCUUUACACUCUUGGCAUUGUAAUGUCACUCUCUACUGGUCUUGCUAAUGUUAGCCUUAAGUAUAACAGUGUUGGAUUCUACCAGAUGGCGAAAAUCGCUGUUACGCCUUCUAUCGUGUUUGCAGAGUUUUUGUGGUAUAGAAAGAGAGUUUCUUUUAUGAAGGUGGUUGCACUUACAGUUGUAUCUGUGGGAGUUGCGGUUGCGACUGUAACAGAUUUACAGUUUAGUCUUUUUGGUGCUUGUGUAGCAUUCGCAUGGAUCAUACCUAGCGCAACUAACAAAAUCUUGUGGUCCAAUAUGCAACAACGAGAAAACUGGACUGCUUUAGCGUUGAUGUGGAAAACGACGCCAAUUACUCUGUUGUUUCUUGUAUCGAUGAUUCCGUUCUUGGAUCCGCCAGGUGCUCUAUCUUUCAAUUGGAGUUAUGCCAACACAUCUGCCAUUCUUGUUUCCGCUCUUCUUGGAUUCUUUCUUCAAUGGUCAGGAGCCUUAGCUCUCGGAGCAACUUCUGCAAUAACACACGUUGUGCUAGGACAAUUCAAGACCUGUGUCCUCCUCCUUGGAAACUACUACAUUUUUGGGUCGAAUAGUGGUUUGAUUAGCGUUUGCGGUGCGUUUGUGGCGAUUAUGGGAACUUCGUUAUAUACAUACCUUAACACGAGAGGUCAAUCUCUGAAAGCUUCGUCUUCUUCUUCUGCUCUCUCAGACAAGAAGUCAAGAUUCAGUGAUCUUAAGGAUGAUGACAAGAAUCUUGAAACUUACGGCUCCGAAGCUGUCUAGUCUAAAGUCUAACUUUGUAGUAUAGUUUUGAUUUUAAUUAUUCCACAUUUCAUUAAAUUCUAAUUUCAACU